Molecule: messenger RNA, 3052 nt
Organism: Rhopilema esculentum
Lineage: Eukaryota; Metazoa; Cnidaria; Scyphozoa; Rhizostomeae; Rhizostomatidae
Product: WD repeat-containing protein 91
Biological process (GO): negative regulation of phosphatidylinositol 3-kinase/protein kinase B signal transduction; early endosome to late endosome transport
Cellular component (GO): late endosome membrane; early endosome membrane
Molecular function (GO): protein binding; phosphatidylinositol 3-kinase inhibitor activity
Source: RefSeq, a predicted model, not a curated record
AUGCAGAGAUCAUUAGCCCCUCGACAAUCAAUUUUGUACUUUUGGAAACCCAUGCUGCUGCUGCAGGUCCCAUUUAUUAUCGGCCUCGUUUCUGUUGGCCCAAAGUCCUUCAAAAUGGCGAAUAUAUCACCUUUGAUUGACUCGAUGCUUAGAGAAUAUCUCUUGUUUCGUGGAUUUACUACGACUUUGAAGUCAUUAGAGAAUGAAAUAAAGUCAGACAAAGAUAAAAGCUUCAGGGUUGAAAAAGUUGUUGAUCAAAUCCAGGUGCUCAUUGAAAAUUAUGAUUUGGCAGGGUUAAAGGCGUAUUGGUCUCAUCUUGAUCAACGGUUCUUCUCUAAGCUGCCACAUGAAGCAUAUAAAAAUAUUUGCAAACUAGAAACAAGUGUUCUGCGCCUGUAUCUAGUUCGUGCAAUUCAAAACGCAAAGCAAGAUAAAGUCAAUGAUUUUUUUGACAAAUCUGUUACAGAGCUCCAGAAUGUUCCAACAUGGAAAGAUUGGUUUGCUCUACCUUUCCUGAAGAGCCCAGAGCAAAAUCCAAUGUUUAGCAUCUACUUCACAAGAGUAUGGCAAGAGUCAGUUAUGGUUGCUUUGUAUAACUGCAUAAGCACAGUCUUUAGCAAUAUGAAUUUACCAUCUUUACUGAACUUUGAAAAAGAAAAAAAGAGAAUUGAACAGAUGAAAGAGGAAAAUAAAGACCUUCGAAUGCAAAUUAUGAACCUGCAAGAGGAAAUCGUAACACUUCGAAACGAAAAGAUAAGUGGGAAAAAGAGCGUUGCUGUGCAGACCGUAAACGCUUCAGUUGGUGAAGAAUGCGACUAUUUGGUUGUGAAUACAAAAACAUUGGCUACCAAAGAGCCAGCAUCAGCUCCAACGAAAAAGCAUAGGUGGAAACUCAAAGGCAUCAAGGAUGCCAAAGCGAAGAAGCAACAAGAGGAGCAAGUUCUAAUGAUAAAGAAAAAACUUUCUUUUGAUAAAAAGGAGGAGGGAGAGCUUUCUAUCAAAGUGACAAAGGCAGAAGGCGUUUCACAACAUCAGUCACCAAGAAUCGUCUUAAAGAAUAAUUUAAGUAAGGAAGGUUCUCGCGAAGGAAGCUCCUUGGUUUUGGAAUCGAAGAAAGGUUUAGAUACAUCACCAUUUGCAGUCUCUGCGAGCUAUAACCCAAGUAAAGCUAAGACUAAAACAUUCGAGGAGGGAAUUAUACCUGGAAGCUACGACCACUUCAAAGCCGAUUCGCAAAAGCCGUUCAUUAUAUUGAGUCAGGAAGAAUAUGGUGAACAUUUCUCUCCAAUUGUGAACUGUCGUUUUGCUGGCGAUGGAAGACAUGUUGGGAGUAUCGAUUCAGAGGGAAUUAUAAAAAUCUGGCAUUGUCUUCCUGAACCAAUAACACAGGCAACCAUUGCAUCAAAAUUUCAGUCCUUGUCUUUUGAUUGGGUUCCUAAGCUCGAGGGAAAGUUUCUUUAUGGCAAUUUGACUGGCAAGGUGUCACUGUAUGAUGUUUCUUCAAAGAAAACGUUACUGGAUGGCCACGUUGAAUCAAAAUAUCAAAGAAUCGUUGCAUUAGCGUGCAGCCCGAAUGGAUCCUCGUUUAUCUGCAGCGCAGCAUCUGGCGUGCGAAAGAGGUCUGAGUCGCACAAUGUCUCUACCAGCAAGCGGUUUGUGCAGUUAAGGCCGAUGCACUCGUUGACUGACAGCAACAAGCCGUCUACGGAAGGAGCUAUUUUUGACUGGGAUAUGAAGACCUUCAAAGAGAAAGCAGAGCUUGCUCUUGAUCCUUACCCAGCAUGCAUACACUGCAUGGCUUACAAUCACAAUGGAACACUGCUUGUCACUGGAGCUGCGGAUGGAAUGAUACGUUUGUUUGAUAUGCGAACCUGUGAUUGUCUUGUUGGAUGGCACGCUCAUUCUUCCGAUGUUCUUGACGUCCAAUUCAGUGUGGACGAAACUUCUUUGUAUAGUUUAGGAGCUGAUGGAAAGCUGUGCUUAUGGGAUGUACAUAAAGUGAGCUUCAAGACAGCCGAGUUUUCACUACACGACAGUAGCACAGGCUUGAAUGCAUUGUCGGAUGAUGGUGGCAUCAAGCAACGCGCUGAGAGCAGACCAGGAGGUCGCCUCUUUGCAUUUGAUACAGAUGGAAAACAUAUGAUCACGUGCGCUUCUAAUGGUGCUCUCGUAUUUUCGACUGAAUCGAAGAUAUCUCUGGAACAAGUAAUGGUCAUACCAGGUCAAAAAUCCGCAGUGACAUCACUGGACUGGAACUCGUCUCCAAACUGCUCGAUUUGUGUAACCGGACAGUCGAAUGGCGUUGUUCAGAUCUCUUCUCUUUUACGGAGGUAAUCCGGUCCAGUUCAAUCACUCGAACUGCAAUCUGCCUAGAUAUUUGAAUAAGCUCGUUCUAGGAAGGUAAACUUGCUCAAUGGCCAAUAAUUUCAAUAUUGAUUUUUUCGAAAUACCGUAGUCAGAGGAUACAUUUCAGUCUAAUUUUGUAGCUUAAUUUACAAGAACCUAGCAAAUUAAUGAAUUGUGCUCUUAGGCGUGUGUUGUUCAAGAGCUAGCACAUGACAAAAUCACAUCUAUGUUUCAUAUAGAACCGUCUGUUGUGAGAUUAAUCAUAAACUGACAUUUUAAGCUCAAAGAGGCUUAUAAAUUUGACCUUCAGAUAGUUUUUUUCAAGCUUUUUUUUCAGUUCAGUUUCAGUUCAGUUAAGCUUUCGGUUCUUCUCCUGCUCCAUGUUUUGAUGGCAUAAAACCCUGCUUUUCAUAGGACUGAAAUACGCUAUAAUCAACCCAGUAAGAUUCUUUCAGUGUUCUGAUUUCACCCCUAGACAAAUCGAAUUUAGCCACAAUUAUCCCAAUUGCCAUUUAAUAUAUAAUAAAUUAACUAUCUAUUUCAUGAAAUAGAAUCUUCAGUUAGCAAAUUCAGCCGUCUCAGAAUGUUCUUGUUGAGAUUCCUGAUGUGCAUUGUGUAAUUAAUUGAUUUUAGAUAAUAAAUUUUCUAAAUGUUGUUCUUUAAUUUUAUACAGAAAGUGAAAAUAUGUAUAGUUCUUCUGUGAUUA